AUGGGAGGCUGGUUCCAGACUGUCACAGGCCUUCACCCUGAGCCCACCAUGUUGAAGAUAUCCUUGCUUGGAGGGAACUGCAACAGCAAGGUCAAGUCCUUGGAUGACAGGUCCCAGUCACUCUCGGAGAGUAGCAGUAGCAUCACUUCUGAGAGUGUCCAUCCAGCAGAGGAAGCCAAUGGAUUGUCGAUGAUGCAAACCUUGAUCCAUUUGUUGAAAUGCAACAUUGGCACAGGGCUCCUGGGGCUUCCUCUGGCCAUGAAAAACGCCGGCUUGUUGGUCGGUCCUUUCAGCCUGCUGGCCAUCGGGAUCCUCACCGUGCACUGCAUGGUCAUCCUGUUGAACUGUGCUCAUCACCUAAGUCAGAGGCUGCAGAAAACUUUUGUGAACUAUGGAGAAGCCAUGAUGUAUGGCCUCGAAACCUGCCCAAACGCCUGGCUGAGGACCCACUCGGUGUGGGGAAGGUACACUGUCAGCUUCUUAUUAAUCAUCACCCAACUGGGCUUCUGCAGUGUUUAUUUUAUGUUUAUGGCAGAUAAUUUGCAACAGAUGGUGGAAGAAGCCCACGUGACCUCCAACACCUGCCAACCCAGGAAGAUCCCGGUGCUGACCCCCAUCCUGGACAUUCGCUUCUACAUGCUGAUAAUCCUGCCCUUCCUGGUCCUGCUGGUGUUUGUCCAGAACCUCAGGGUGCUGUCCAUCUUCUCGACACUGGCCAACAUCACCACACUGGGGAGCAUGGCUCUGAUCUUUGAAUAUAUCGUACAGGGGAUUCCAGAUCCCAGGAACCUCCCCUUGAUGGCAAGCUGGAAGACCUUCUUGCUCUUCUUCGGCACAGCCAUCUUCACAUUUGAAGGUGUCGGUAUAGUUCUGUCUCUCAAAAAGCAGAUGAAGCAUCCACAGCAGUUUUCUUUUGUUCUGUACUUGGGGAUGUCUCUUGUCAUCGUCCUCUACAUCUGCCUGGGGACACUGGGCUACAUGAAGUUUGGAUCAAACACCCAGGCCAGCAUCACCCUCAAUUUGCCCAAUUGCUGGCUGUACCAGUCGGUCAAGCUGAUGUACUCCAUCGGCAUCUUCUUCACCUACGCCCUCCAGUUCCACGUCCCGGCCGAGAUCAUCAUCCCCAUCGUCAUCUCCCAGGUGUCAGAGAGCUGGGCGCUGUUUGCAGACCUGUCCGUCCGCACAGCCUUGGUCUGUCUGACCUGUGUCUCAGCCAUCCUCAUCCCCCGCCUGGACCUGGUCAUUUCCCUGGUGGGCUCCGUGAGCAGCAGCGCCCUGGCCCUCAUCAUCCCGCCCCUCCUGGAGCUCAUCACCUUUUACCCUGAAGACAUGAGCUGCGUCACCAUUGCAAAGGACAUCAUGAUCAGCAUCCUGGGCCUUUUGGGGUGUGUAUUUGGAACAUACCAAGCCCUCUAUGAGUUGAUCCAACCCGUCAGCCAUUCCAUAGCAAACUCCACAGGUGUCUAUGCAUAA
Messenger RNA from Phacochoerus africanus (Common warthog), 1473 nucleotides. It is a transcript of the gene SLC36A3, whose product is annotated as solute carrier family 36 member 3. NCBI's taxonomy places the organism in Eukaryota, Metazoa, Chordata, Mammalia, Artiodactyla, Suidae. Gene Ontology annotation, cellular component: vacuolar membrane. The record is from RefSeq and is a predicted model, not a curated record. Gene Ontology annotation, biological process: glycine transport; proline transmembrane transport; L-alanine transport. Gene Ontology annotation, molecular function: amino acid:proton symporter activity; glycine transmembrane transporter activity; L-alanine transmembrane transporter activity.